Molecule: messenger RNA, 714 nt
Organism: Mercenaria mercenaria
Lineage: Eukaryota; Metazoa; Mollusca; Bivalvia; Venerida; Veneridae
Exons: 1
Coding region: 1-714 (237 amino acids)
Cellular component (GO): nucleus
Molecular function (GO): DNA binding
Source: RefSeq, a predicted model, not a curated record
AUGGACAAACCACACCUCAUUUAUAACUUUGAUGAGAAAGGUAUACAAACUGAGCACCGUCCCCCAAAAGUUCUUUCAGUGGGUGAGACGGUACCGGCAAUUUCUUCAGCACGUUCAUCUAUCACUACUUUGCUUGGGUGUGGCAAUGCAUUGGGCACACAAAUUCCGCCAUAUUUUAUAUUCAAAGGCCAGCGUAUGUAUGAUGAGCUUCUUGCUGGAUCAAGUCAUGGCGCAUCUGGUACAAUCACAGAGUCUGGAUGGUCGAAUACACAGGUGUUCCUCAAAUACCUUGAUGAGCAUUUCCUGAAAUUUAUGCAAAGAUCUAGUCCUGACCAGCCUGUUCUUCUGAUACUUGAUGGCCACAGAUCCCAUGUGAAUGUAUCUGUACUUGACUGGGCGAAACAGCACAAUGUCAUUUUAUCUAUUCUACCAGCCCAUACCAGUCACAUUCUGCAGCCCCUGGAUGUCGGCUGCUUUGGCCCCUUGCAGAGGAUUUACAACUCUGAGUGUCACAAAUUUCUGCGUGCUUCACCAGAAUCCAGAAUCACACGUUAUAACGUAUGUCAGCUGGCCUGCACAGCAUAUACAUCUGCCUUAUCCCCAAACAAUCUUCGGGCAAGUUUCAUGAAGACAGGUAUUUUUCCUUUUGACUGUCAGCAAGUAUCAGCAAAUCAGGCAGCACCAUCACAUGCCUACCAGCCACCUACAUGCUAG